Messenger RNA from Pseudozyma flocculosa PF-1, 729 nucleotides. RefSeq lists its product as uncharacterized. The coding region runs from base 1 to 729 and encodes 242 amino acids. The record is from RefSeq and is a predicted model, not a curated record. Lineage: Eukaryota; Fungi; Basidiomycota; Ustilaginomycetes; Ustilaginales; Ustilaginaceae. The transcript is spliced from 2 exons.
AUGAGCGGCGUCAACAUGCGCUUUGCAGAGUUGGGUGGCCACCACUGGCACAAGUUUACCGCCUUCGACAACCUGCCCAAGGAUCUCGAGGCGUUCCCGAGGGUCACGUACCGUCUUGCCGGCACGCUCGUCGACCUCGACUACCACGAGACUCGCGAGUCGACCAGGGUCAAGCUUGUCCUCGUCAACUCCAUGGGCACGAACCUGACCAUCGACCUGCACCCGGAAGCCAUCGGAAACGGCUGGUUCAAAGCCAAGCUGCAGGAUAUCCACAUCGAUGGCCUGACGCUGAUCGCCUUUGACCACGAAAGCACCAAGGCCAAGGCCGAGGUCAUCCACGGCAUCCACUACAGGGUGCCUACCGAGAUCAUCUCGUACCCCAAAGGCCAUGUCACCCGCCGUCAGCGUGACACUUUCGAGCUCAUCGAUAGGUGGGCCCCGAUCGUUGGUCCCGUGCAGCAGAAGGUCUGGUGGGAAAAGCUGGUGGGACCCGCCAACUGGUAUCGCAUCAGCGGAGUAACGUGCGUGGAGAGCCGACUCAUCGCCAUGGAAGAGGAGGGCUCCGAGGCCGAGUCGGACUGCAGUGGCGAGAGCAUCGAUGCGCGCGACGACGACACCGACAGCGACGACGGCAGCUACGACGAUUACGAAGAGCACGUCAGCAAGGCGUUGGAGGCCAAGGCCCGUAUCCAGGAUGACGACGAGGAGGACAAGGAAGUCGACCAGUAG